AUGAGUGACUACGGAGAGGAAGCACCACCCCCCGAUGCAGAGGGCCUCGACCGACCGGACGAACACGAAGACCAACUUGACGACCUGCAUGACGAAUUUGAAGAUCCCCAACCCGAGCAUGAUGCUGAUACACGCCCCAAUGCAGUCGACGACUCCGACGAUGAGUCGCUUCUCUCCGAAGUCGAUGAAGCGCAAUUUGCGGAUUUCGACCCCAGAGCCGUCGAAGUUGCCCCUGAUUUUGACACGCUGAAUAAGUCGAUCAAAGUGAAGAAGAGGAAGAGGGCCGAGGGCGAGGAACCUGCGCCGAAAAAGAAGAAAGAGCGGAGAAGAGAGAAGAAGUCACGCCGAGCAGAGAGUGAGGCUUUGUCGGGUGGCGACGAAGUCGAGGGCAAGAGAUCGCGCAAAUCGAAAGCGGCCAGUGGAGGAACCCAGCCACGCGAGCGAGUGGAAAUCAAUGAAGAGGACCUGACACCCGAGGAACGCAGAAGACGGGCUUUGGACAGGGCCAUGGACGCAGCGGUCAAGAGAUCAUCAGGCAAGAGAAUAAGAAAGGGCGAGAUCGACCUCGAGCAAGCCGCAGACGCAGAGAUCGAGGACCUGCGGAACCGUAUGAUCGCCGCGGCUGAAGCUGAUGGAGAAUUGGUGCGACAGGGCGAACCUGCCUCCCAGAAACUCAAAAUGCUGCCCGAAGUAGUGAGCCUGCUCAACCGAAACACAUACGUCCAGUCCAUCCUCGACCCCGAGAUGAAUCUAUUGGAGGCAGUACGGUUUUUCCUAGAGCCUCUGACCGACGGCAGUUUACCGGCGUACAACAUUCAACGCGAGUUGUUCGCUGCUCUGUCCAAGCUGCCUAUGAACAAGGAGACUCUGAUUUCAUCCGGCAUCGGUAAGGUCAUCCUGUUCUAUCGCAAAUCCAAGAAGGCGGAGCCCGCAAUUAAGCGACAGGCCACCAAGCUCAUGGAGGACUGGUCGAGACCCAUAUUGGGUCGAAGCGACGACCACAUGAAGAAGGUCUGGGCCACGGCGACUUAUGAUCCAACCCGGAGACGAGAAGCAGCUCCUGUCGCCAUUCCAAAGGCAAAAUCCACCAUUGCGCCGGGCGAGAGAGUGAGCAAUAGGGCCAAGGUUCAGACGACCCCCUUGAACUACCACAUCGUACCCCAGCUCUCAUCUACCGUUCCACAUCGCUAG
Messenger RNA from Fonsecaea erecta, 1191 nucleotides. RefSeq lists its product as hypothetical. Gene Ontology annotation, biological process: poly(A)+ mRNA export from nucleus. The record is from RefSeq and is a predicted model, not a curated record. Lineage: Eukaryota; Fungi; Ascomycota; Eurotiomycetes; Chaetothyriales; Herpotrichiellaceae. Gene Ontology annotation, cellular component: nucleus. The transcript has 2 exons. Bases 1 to 1191 code for a protein of 396 amino acids.